Messenger RNA from Chroicocephalus ridibundus (black-headed gull), 3369 nucleotides. RefSeq names its product actin binding Rho activating protein (gene ABRA). The record is from RefSeq and is a predicted model, not a curated record. The coding region runs from base 274 to 1503 and encodes 409 amino acids. Gene Ontology annotation, cellular component: sarcomere. NCBI's taxonomy places the organism in Eukaryota, Metazoa, Chordata, Aves, Charadriiformes, Laridae. Gene Ontology annotation, biological process: positive regulation of transcription by RNA polymerase II; positive regulation of Rho protein signal transduction. The transcript is spliced from 2 exons. Gene Ontology annotation, molecular function: actin binding.
GCUAAUUUCCCACUAUUACCAGUGCAGGUCUGUGUCACCCUCUUUACAUCAUGCACCAUUCAUCUGCUGUGAUGAAAUGCAACCCCGUGUUUUAAAAAAAGACCUCUGUAACAGUGAGGAUACUAUAUCUUUGUGAGAAGUGUUUCACAUAUUUUCCAUGGGCACAAACUGCUCCUGCUUCUAUUUAAAUCUCUGUAGCUCUCUUCGCGGGACAUCAUUCACUUCAGGAAGUUCAUUCAGAAGGUGCUUAGCAUAAGAAGAGGAAAAGCCAGGAUGGCAGCAGACAGCGACAUGGCUACUGAAGAGAAGACGAGCACUACUCCUGCGAAAAGGGCUGUCCACAAGAUCCGAAUGGCCAGCCUAGUCUUCAGCCUGGCACGAGGUUGGCAGCAGUGGGCAUCUGACCACCACAUAAAGCAAGCUCAGGAGCCCUCUGGAUGGGUCCCCCCCAAAGCAGACUCAUCAGCUCAGCCUGUACAAGAAAGAUCCUUCGAAAAAUGGCCAAUUCCAUCUGUCAAGAGGGACCAAGGAAAAGAUGACGAAAAAUCCUCAGCAAAGGAAUCAGUGGCAAUAAGAGAUGCUGAAAAAAAUUCAAGGGAAUCAGAUGAAGCCCUCAAAAAGUUCAACAUUAAAAGCAAAGAAGUGACCAAAACAGUUGUAAGCAAAGCCUAUGAACGAGGAGGGGAUGUUAGCCUCCUCAGUGAAAGAUACGAGAAUAACGGUAGUAGCUCAGAGAUGACCAAGCUCAAAGAAGAAUCAAGUGCUAUUGACAAAAUUCUUAGUGGGAAAUUAUCUCCAACCAUAAAGAGAAAGUGUUCAAACGUGGUAUCAGAGCUGACCAAGGGCUGGAAACAGGUGGAACAAGAGGACAAAGAGGGGGCUAAGGAAGAACUGCCGCUGAAGUGUCAUGACAACAGCCUGGAUGCAGAGGACAGUGGCUAUGGGGAGGGAGAGGACAAACUCGAGCAAGACGACAGUGACCGAGAGGUGACAGCUGUGAGGAUUAAACGACCUGUGCCAUCUUUCACAAGCAGGUUCAGCGAAGAAGCCAGCGCCAAAGCCCACAGGAAAUACAGCCCCGUUAACAGCCUGAAGGACAGGUGGCAAGAAUGGGCCGACCACCACAUCACAACACAGAAGCUGAAUCCCUUCAGCGAGGAAUUUGACCAUGAGCUGGCCAUGUCCACACGCCUGCACAAAGGAGAUGAAGGCUAUGGUCGUCCAAAGGAAGGAACCAAAACUGCUGAAAGAGCCAAGAGAGCCGAGGCCCACAUCCACCGGGAGAUUAGAGACAUGUGCUUCAUCAUUGAAUCAAUGGCUAAGCCACGGCCCGACGGCAAGAUCCAAGUCACUUUUGGAGAACUCUUUGAGAGAUACGUUCGUAUUUCAGAUAAGGUUGUUGGGAUUCUCAUGAGAGCCAGGAAACAUGGGCUGGUGGACUUCGAGGGAGAAAUGUUGUGGCAAGGAAGGGAUGAUAAUGUCAUAAUUACUUUAUUAAAAUAGGCAUGCUACAACAAGAUUAACUCUUUUGGAAAAUCUUUCUCCACGUCUCCCUUGCUAUUAGCGUUUGCACAUUUUGAAUGCAAGAUUGUCCCCGUUCACCCACACAGAAAAGACAUUGAGCUUUCUUCUGAAUAUGUAUUUUAUAACUACUGCACGAUAACGUAAGCAUACAAACGGAUUUUUCUCUGUACCUGGAGGGCUCGCAGGACACUUCAAAUAAUUACCACAUGAAAAAUAAAGAGAAAAAUCUAUACUGAAUACAAGCAGCUGACUAUAAAAACCCAUAGCAAUAUAAGUAGUUACAAAUGAAUUCCAAUUUUAACUUGUUCUUACAGCCAAGAUCUUCUCAACUAUUUAAACUGGGAUAUCAGGAAUCCAAACCAGGCCAGAUCAGAAGGUGACUGACAACAUAAACUCAGACCAAGUUUUUGACCUGUGAAAGUGAUCCUGUGUGCAUAUUUCCUAAUUCAUUUAUUUAAAUGCAUGUAAAAAUAGUUUUAUUUGCACACAGAAUCAAGGAUACCACAUUUGUUUCUUUUACAAACAGGAUAUGCAAAUACUACUGCAGUAUUAUCUUGUGGCAACUAUUGAUACAACUUUCUUUUACAUAUCAUGUACAAACUGAGACAAAACCCUUCUUUUUAUAAAUGAGGUUUUUUUUAUUGAAUGUAUUUAUAUAACUAAUUUAUUAGAUAGUUUCAUAUUUAGAGUUAUGGAUGUUGGAGAGAAAACACCCAAUAGAAUGUAAUGCACAAAAGUGUUGUGAAUAGAUAUCCACAUAGAAAAUACCUCCUAUACAAGGGUGUGCAAUGUAUCUGUUUAUCUAUGUAAAUAUGGUUCUUAUAAGUUGAGGGGAAAAUAACGUAACAUAUAAAAACUAGUCAGGUGCCUGUACUAUUGUGAAUAGUUAAAAAGUGGCUACAAUCAGCAUCUUCCCCUGUGUACCUCCGUGAAAAAAUAUACAGAAACAGUGUUCAUAAAUCAACUAACUUUAAGGAAAACGGUGUUUCAGGUUACACAAAAACACUGGCCUAAUUUUACAGCAUUUGCUGUUUGAAGCAUUCUGAUAUCAUUGAAACGAUCUACUUCAAUCCAGGUGUGAUGCUGAAGAGGAGUAAAUGCUAAUGAACUAAUACUUCUAGGUCUUAAAACCGUGUUUGUAUUAAUGUGCAAAUCUGAGACCUCUGUAAGGUCUAUAAUGCUCACUAGAUUAUAUAGAUCCCUGUUUCUCUAAACUACUACUGUAAAAAAUAGCUAUCCUGGCAAAAAUGCGUUCCAUGUGAAAAGCAUUGGUUUCAGAGUAAGAUGCCUGGGCAAGUAAAUUGCAUAACAAAAAAGAAACGGGUUUAGUCCCCAUAAGAUUCUUUCAAACUGAAAGAGCAAAUAUCUUCUUACAGAAGAAAAGGUGUAUGAACCUGUCUCUGGGAUAAAACAAGUAUUGCUGUCUUAUUAUGAGUGCAAGUACUCCAGUUUGAGGCUCCAAUGAACACUUAAAUCAAAUAUUUUAUAAUAUUUAUUAUAUAUAUAAAAAAUAUAUAUUAUAAUAUUUACAAGAACUGAUUAUUAUGACAUUAUGUAAAUUAUUAAUAUUUUACGCACAGUUAUAUGUUGUGAACCUAAGGAAGAAAAAAACCAGAUGGAUUUAGUGGAACUUACUUAACGUUUUCUUGAGAUCCCUCAGACUACUCGAGUUGAUCUGCAAAACUGACCUCUAAGUGUAAUACUUAAAUAUCAGAAUAUGUACCUGUAUAUUCUUACCUUAUUCUUUACAUCUUUAUAUAAUGACUUUUACAGCUGUCUAAAUUGUCUUGAGGAAAUUUCAUUGUCAAAGGAAUACAUGAACUAUAAAUAAAACCCUUAACUGGU